AUGUUUUCGAUAAAAUUAGGUUUACUGCUAUGUACGGUGAUUAGUGUCUUUGUUAGUAUAAACACCCAGACGGUUCACAAACGUUUUGAAUAUAAAUAUUCCUUUAAACCACCGUAUUUAGCUCAAAAAGAUGGAACGGUGCCGUUUUGGGAGUACGGUGGCAAUGCGAUAGCGUCCGGGGAAAGCGUGCGAUUAGCUCCGUCGCUGAGGAGUCAAAAGGGUGCAAUAUGGACCAAGCAGCCUAUCAACUUCGACUGGUGGGAGGUGGACAUCAUGUUCAAAAUAACCGGGCGAGGAAGAAUAGGUGCCGACGGUUUGGCUUUCUGGUACACGACGCAGCGCGGUGACUACACCGGCGAGGUGUUCGGGUCGUCAGACCGAUGGAACGGUCUCGCAGUCAUUUUCGACUCCUUCGACAAUGACAACAAGCAUAACAACCCCUACAUCAUGGCGGUACUCAAUGACGGAACCCGUAACUUUGACCAUAAGAGCGAUGGUACAACGCAGUUGCUGUCAGGAUGCCUCCGUGAUUUCCGUAACAAGCCGUUCCCGACGCGUGCCCGCAUCGAGUACUAUCUCAAUACGCUCACUGUUUACUUCCACAAUGGCAUGACAACCAACGAAGCAGACUACGAGCUUUGUUUCCGCGCGGAGAAUGUAGCGCUACCACGUGGCGGGUACUUCGGUCUGUCGGCCGCCACAGGAGGCCUGGCUGACGAUCACGAUGUCAUACAUCUUCUCACUAGCUCUCUACACAGCACUCAACAACAAGGUGGUCAGCAAAUCAGCAAUGAUGAGCAGCAGAAACUGUCCCAGGAAUAUCAGGAGUACCAGAAGAAGUUAGAACAGCAGAAGGUGGACUACAGAAAGGAACAUCCCGAUGAAGUGCGCGAUAAGGAAGGUGAAUUUGAUGACUGGUUUGAGUCAGACGGUCAACGCGAGUUGCGACAGAUUUUCCAGGGUCAAGGUCAAAUCCAUGAUAUUCUGCGAGAUCUCAACAAAAAAGUUGAUGAGGUGAUUGGCAAACAGAUGAACUCACUGUCAAUGUUGACAGCCGUGUACAGUCAGUCGCAAGGACAACCCAUCCAACCGGGACAAGCUCCUAUGCAGAUGCCAGCUUUACCGAUCGGCCGCCAAGAUUGGGACACCCUCGUCGCCAAUAAUCAGCUUAUGAUCAACACAAUUGCAGAGCUCAAAGGUUUCAUCAUCGAUGUGUCCCGCAAGUCGGACUCCUUAUUGGCUGCUGGCGGUGGCGGUGCGGCGGCCGGGGCAGCUGUCAACCCGCAGUUCCUUAAUGACAUAAGGGACAGCGUGAAUCAUGUCAAGCAGACUGUAGCCGGAGUUGCCCAGAGGCUAACGGCAACCCCUCAAGUUGCUGCUCAAGCAGCAUGCCCAAACAUUUCUUGUGUUAGCACAACUAUGCUUCUGAUGGUGGUAACUGCACAACUUGGUGUCAUGUUCCUCUACACAUUAUAUAAAGAGAGAAAAGAAGCUCAAGCGAAAAAGUUCUUCUAG
This is a messenger RNA of Parnassius mnemosyne (clouded apollo), 1515 nucleotides long. NCBI's taxonomy places the organism in Eukaryota, Metazoa, Arthropoda, Insecta, Lepidoptera, Papilionidae. The record is from the annotation of a GenBank genome assembly.